AUGCCAUUCAUCCCACCUGUGUCGAUUGGUCGCUCCGUGUCAGGACUGACUGGGAAGGAGAAACAUAUCAACAACUCUUCAGCUACGUCUACUUUGGGAAAGUCGAAAAUCCAAAGAGAAGACAAAGGCAGCUCAGUGAAGGAGAGACUGACUUCGAACUUAAAGCAGCUAGGGAAGAAGAGUCCACCCAGGAAUAAUUUGCAAACAUCCAAAGGAGUAUCAGGAGCAGAGCUGCAUGCAAAGAGAAGGGACCGACUGAUGCCUUCAUCACAGACAGACAGUGUCCCUGCCUCCAGCUCGGGGGAAUCCCUCUCUAAACCACAGCAGCACAGACAUAUGAGCCAGGGCUCUCUAAAGAGUGAACCAGAGGUGAAGACGAGGGUCAGGCACCAGGAGGAGGCCCGUUUCACACUGACUCUCACACCUGAGGCUGUUCUGCUGCUACAGAGGAGGAACAGCGAGAGACGUCAACAUUUAGCUUCUAGGAAUGCUGGGAGCGUUUCUGGAAGCGCCUCAGAAUCCAGACGCAGGAGGGAAAACGUCUCUAAAAGGCAUCAGCAGGCCACGCAGAGACACAGCACCCUAAACAACAGAGUCGUAACUAAAAACAACAGUGAUACAGAGCUGGCAGACAUCAGCUCGUUUGUGAAAAUCUCACUGCUGAAUGAGAAACACAAGUACGAUGAUGUGGAGUAUGAGGAGGAAGAGGACUACGGUGUUGAUGAGCGUGUGGUGCUGAAGUGCACAGAGUGGCUCCGCGGGCUGGAGAAUUCACCGGUGACUGUUGGAAACAGUCAGAGUAAGAGUGCAAGCGGGGUGAAAACAUUUUGA
Molecule: messenger RNA, 831 nt
Organism: Labrus bergylta (ballan wrasse)
Lineage: Eukaryota; Metazoa; Chordata; Actinopteri; Labriformes; Labridae
Source: RefSeq, a predicted model, not a curated record